AUUUGAAUCAGAGACUGUGGAUUCUUUCAUGAAGGAAAUUUUAGCUAGCUAAAGAGGUUCUAAACAAGUGCCCUCUCGUGCCUGGAAUUAUAUACAUAGUGUUCGCUAAGGAUCCUACCAUCUGUAAAGCGGAAGAAGUCGCAAUUGUAGUCCGACAGGCGCUGCAGGACACCGGGAUAAUCCGCGUGCCUGAUUAAUGGAACAAUUAUCGGAUCAAAUAAGAAGAUUUGUGGAGAUGAGGUAUUAAGAAAAUCUGCUAGGCAAUAAAGCACGCAAAUAUACGAAGAUAUUUUGCAAGUAUGGGCAAUCAUCGAAGUUGAAUUCUUACACGUUAUCUAUACACGCCAUAUUUACAUUGUUGUGCCGACUUUUAUGGAAAUCGGGCUUUUCUUUUUAUCUAAAACGAAAUCUGCUAGAUCAAAAUAAUUCAAAAUCACCGAUAAUAUCAAAUUAUUCCGAACAAUAAGGAUAAAAGGAUAUAGAUAUCGAAUGAACGAAAUUACAGGGCGGUUUGCACACAUUCAAAUCUCCUAUACAGACGAAAUAACUGGCUGGAGAAAUUUAUAAAAAUGAGCAAAACUGCCAAAUAAUAAAUUGUAUCAUGUGUUGCCACUCUCUUGUACAAAAAGAAGAAAAAGAAAUCGAUUUAAUUCAUUGAAAUGAAAUAUUGUCCUGAAAAAUGAAAUAUAAUAUAAGUGUGGUGGUCACAGGAUAAGUACAAGGAAACAUAAAUAAGUAAAAUUUUAAUAUCGUGUAUAUUAUAUAAACACAUCCUGUUUUGAUAAUGGAUAACUGCCUUAAACAGAAAGAAAUAAGGAAAAAAGAGAAUUUAAAUAAGAGUAUAUGUCUUAAAUUUUGUUCAACAAAGAUCAGCAGCAUAAUGUAUCUGGAGGACUACUAUUGGCAAAACGAACAAGUUUUGUAGAUUUGGAUAUUAUCUGGUAGCGUGAGUUAGAAGACUCUAUGUAUGAUUAUUACAUGAUCUAGAGAGAAUGUUUUCAAGGCGCAUCAUGCCAUGGGGAAAUGCUGUAUCAUAACUUCAAAUUUGUUCGCAGGAACGGAUACUAUUUUUGGAUGAUAUAAUAUAGAUAGAAGAAUAUUGCAUACAGAUGCGCGUUCUUAUUAUAUAUUCAAGUGCUGGAGUGUUGAAAAGUGUUGAAAGUUAUUAUUGAAUAACAAAAACGAAUUAUUGUGACGGUAUUAAAGCUUAAAACGAAUGUGCUAUAAAAAUGAAAUUAAGUUAACGUAUUUAGGAGUUAUAAUUUGGUGCAAUUGAAAAAAAAGUGUGAAAGUUGCUAUAUAAAAUCGUUCUUAUAGAAAGAAAACUCACGAAAGAAUAUUUAAGAUUUUAUGACUUUGAGAUAAAUUACUUUUAGUUCCUACUUUUCGGACAGCAUAAAAUAUACAUGUAGUUCAUAUUAUAUGGUAUAAAAAAGAAGAACUAAAACUGCGAUAUAUAAAAAAUCGCUUAAUCAUUAGAUAAACCAUGUGGUUGGAACAAGUUGGAAUGUAUGUUUUUAAUUAUCUUUGAAUGAGUGACGAAUGUGUUAUUAUUCUAGGUAUACACUGAGAUUUGAAAGAGAGAAGGUAAAAAAAUAUCGCCAAAUAUUUUGCUCGUUAAACAAAUUUCUACACGUGCUUAGUAUGCCAAGUUUAAGCGUUUAGAAUUUCAAAUUAGGCGUCUGUUGUGGAGAGAAAAAAGUGAUGAAAAAGAAUCGGUAGCAGUCAGGGGGGAAAGCUUGGCAUAUUUUUCUUUUCUCCUGCAUUACUCAUUAUACAUCAUCAAAUCAGGUGAAAAGGAGAGCAUAGGUUACAGAGCUAGAGAGUAGAUGUAAAGACAGCGUGUGUUAUACACAAGAUGGUAUAUAAAACACUGUGUAUUAUAACUUAUAUAUAUAUACCUGGAUAGGAACAAAUUAUAAAAGCGUUGAAGAUUGUCGUAAAACGACCGGCAGAUGAAAAUACGCUUAGAUAACAUAUUUACUAUGUUAACAUGUACACAAGACUUUACUGGAGUUAUGCUGUAUGCUGAAAGUUGAGGAUUUAUUUUUGGUAUCGCGUUGAAACCGAACGGAUUGUUUGUUUGUUGAAUAAAUGUUUUAUUACGUUUGCGUUCGGUAUAUCACUUUUGAGAAGUGUUUAUCAAACUUGUUUACAAUAAACCUACAAACGCGGAUGGGAAAAUCAUUUAAUGAACCAAGUUUUAUCAAAUAGAUGUGAAACUAUUUCACACAUAUAUUUUUACAGUAGAUAAAGAUCUACAAUAAAAGGGAAAUUAUAGAUAUCGGAUAAAAAUCAAGCUCAGUGUAAAGACUGUGUUUAUUUGGAAUAGUUGAGUUGUGGAAUGAUUAAUGUAUGCGGAUAGUUUGUUUUUUCGGAGGUUUAAGAGGAUGGUCAAAUUAGAGGAAUUAAUUAGUCUGAUGUAUGCGAUAUAGAUGAAAAAUUUUGAAUUUUUUUAAAAGAAAGGAUACUACUGUUAAAGGUAUUUUUGUUUGAAGAUAUGAUGAAGUACGGAUCGAAUCUCGAAAUAAUGUUGCUGAAGAAGAUGCGUUUAGUAUAAUUUACGAUAAUAAUUAGUUAUUGAGGUGAAUGGGUGUAAAUACCUCCAUUGAUGUGUACAAAAUGAUGGAAAUUAUUUCUUAAGUUAUUAAUAAUUUUAUUAUUUCUACCAAAGUAACUAUGGAGUCUACGCCUAUGAUACAACAUCGAGUGCCAGCAGCGCGGAAGCUAAAGCGGAUGUUCAGCCGGUACGAGUUUGAAAGCGCCGAGCUGGAGCGCCUGUACCGCCGCUAUGUGUUCAAGCUUCGGCAAGCUUCACUAAGCAAAUUACUCGGCCUUAUGUGCCUUCUUUGUGCCUGCAUGAUAAUUCUCAACUUCUACUAUGUUCAAAAUAUAAGUGUGCCUGGAAUAUACAUGAGCGUGCAAUUUACAGUGUUUCUUCUGUUGUUUAUUUUUCAUAAUACGAGGUUUAUGAAAGAAUCUCAUUUAGGUGUCGUUUGCACGGUGAUUAUGAUAUUCCUUCUAGGAUUUGUUGUGUUUUCAUUACCUUUCGAUUUUGGAUCUAUUUACGCUGACAGGCCGUUGCCUACAUAUACGCCUGUCAAUGGAGUCUGGGAAAUAAUGUUUAUUGUGUUCGUUAUCUAUUCUAUGAUGCCACUUCGGACUUAUCUUGCCGCCAUUUUUGGAAUUAUUAUUCCGGUCAGUCACCUGGUAGUUACGCCCCUUGUUGCUAAUAAUAUACCGGAGUUGCUAUGGAGACAGCUAUUGGCAAAUGGUAUCCUCUACCUGUGUGUAAAUAUAGCUGGUAUUUUUAUCCACAAUGUUACGGAGAGAGCCCAGCGGAAAACAUUUGUGAAGACAAGAAACUGUAUUGCUUCGCGUCUAGAUAUAGAAGAUGAAAACGAAAAGCUGGAAAAGUUGUUGCUCAGUGUUCUUCCACAACAUGUUGCCAUGGAGAUGAAGAAUGACAUUACAUCCCCACACCAGGGAAUGUUUCACAAGAUAUACAUACAAAAACACGAAGACGUUAGCAUCUUAUUCGCAGACAUUGUUGGCUUUACUUCUAGUCUUUCUUCCCAUUGUUCAGCUGAAAACCUUGUCAAGAUUCUCAAUGAAUUGUUUGGCCGAUUUGAUCAUCUAGCAAAGAACAAUCAUUGUUUAAGAAUUAAGAUUCUUGGUGACUGUUAUUAUUGUGUGAGUGGUCUGCCAGACAAACGAGAUGAUCAUGCUAAAUGCUGUGUGGAAAUGGGCAUGGAUAUGAUAGAAGCCAUUGAUUUUGUAUGUGAGUCUACCGGAGUAAAUUUAAACAUGCGCGUUGGAAUACAUACUGGUCGAGUAUUGUGCGGUGUCCUUGGGCUAAAGAAAUGGCAAUAUGACGUAUGGAGUAAUGACGUCACAUUAGCGAACGCCAUGGAAUCUGGUGGUAUACCUGGACGUGUACAUAUUACCAAACAAACAUUAGAGUGUUUGCACGGGGAGUAUGAAGUUGAGAAUGGGCAUGGUGGGGAGAGGAAUUCCUACCUACAAGAACACGGAAUAGAAACAUAUCUUGUCAAAUCACUUCACCCAGUUCCACCUAAGGAGACGCAUCUUUCCGACAAAGGUCUAGGUGGUAUAAGAGGAAAGAAAUUGUCGUUUAGGAGUGUCACGAACUGUGUUAUGAGGCUGAUCCAUUCUGUCAAAUUUAAUGCAGAAAUUCCAUUUUCCAACGUACUUAAUCCCCAAUCUGAUGAGCCAAAGCACCAUUCGAGCCAUGGAGGUUCCAAUAAAUUCACAAAAUUUGGCUACUCAGUAACAGACAAACUACGGAAAGCGUUCAAAGAAAGGCAUUCCAACAAGCCGACGCCAGUAGACAGGGUAAACAAGUACCUUAAUCAAGCGAUUACAGCAAGAAGUGUGGAGCGAGAGAAGUCGGAACAUGUAAACUAUAUUACAUUAAGGUUUAGAAACACCGACAAGGAAAAACUGUAUCAGGCCAUGGAUGACUUCGCGUUCAGUAGCAGUAUGAUAUGCUCUAUGUUGAUGCUAAUAUGUACAGCCGCCCUAAACACUGCCAUGUUACCAAGGACACUCUUGCUAUUGAUGCUAUUUUUAGCAUCAUUUUGUUGGAUAGCCGUUGUGUUAAUGCUCAUACUGAGUGUGAAAUUAAAGUGCACGGAGUUUGAUAUUCGGAAAUCGUCGGGUCUACGGCUCUUUGUGAUGAUCACAACUGUGUUACUCAUCUAUGCAAUGGCGCAAGUCAAUGUUUUUUGCUGCGCAGAUGGUGUGUUCCAUGUGUUUACAAAGACAAUGCUCUCGGAUACCGCCUCAGACAGCCAUCUUCAAUGCGGCGUUCCUCAUUACGUGUACCUCACGUGCGUAAUGGCGUACAUAAGCGUCUCGGUGUUCCUGAAGCUUGCAGCUGGAAUCAAGUUUCUACUGAUGCUGAUCAUGGGCGCAGGCUAUAUUGUCUUGAUGGAACAUACGCACUCAAAAAUAUUCACAGAGUUUGAUAGCCUAUACAACCCAAUCAUUCCUACUAAUUUCUCCGGUAUAGUUGUGUUGAUCAUAUUCAUGGUGACACUGUAUGUACAAGGGAGACAAUCGGAGUGGACAUCACGGUUGGACUUCUUAUGGAAAACACAGGCGACAGAAGAGAAGAUUGAGAUGACAGACUUACAGAAUAAUAAUCGACAGAUAUUAUGUAACUUGUUACCAGCUCAUGUUGCGGCACAUUUUAUUGAUAACCAAAAUAAAAGUCAUAUGGAGUUGUACAGCCAGCACUACAGCAAGAUUGGCGUUUUCUUUGCCUCAAUACCAAACUUCUCCGAGUUUUAUAUGGAGCUUGAUGCUAACAACCAAGGAAUGGAGUGCCUUCGUGUCCUCAACGAAAUAAUCGCCGACUUUGAUGAGUCUCUGAAUGAGCCAAAAUUCCGUGCUGUUGACAAGAUUAAGACCAUCGGAAGUACCUACAUGGGCGCGAUAGGUCUGAUGCCAGAAUACAAAAUACAAGCUGAUUCGCCUGAUUCAAUCACGCAGAAUCUGUCAAUACUGGUGGAAUUUAUUCUGGCUAUGAAGGAAAAGCUUCAUAAUAUUAAUGAGAAUUCAUACAACAAUUUCAUGCUGAAAAUAGGUGUUAAUGUUGGUCCAGUGGUAGCGGGUGUGAUUGGUGCCCGAAAACCACAAUAUGACAUUUGGGGAAACACUGUGAAUGUUGCCAGUAGAAUGGAGAGUACGGGAAAACCUGGAUCCAUACAGACGACAGAGGAUGUGAAAAAAGCACUAAGUGACUGGUACGAGUUUGAGUGUAGAGGAACAGUAAAGGUAAAAGGUAAAGGAGAAAUGACAACGUAUUGGUUAAUUGGAAGAAAAGCUGCUACUGGUCUACCAAAUCCCAAACCACCAUUGGCUUCACAAGGGGCACAAUCUCCAAGUCAAGGCCAGUCAAAGGGUCCAUCUAGUCCACGUGAAAAUACACCAAAAAGUCGAGGGUUCUUUAAUAGGCAGACUUCAUCUGAAUCAACAAAGAGUGGCUCAAAGCAGGACCACAAGCAAGGAAAACAGAGUAGUUCAAGUACUAGUCAGUCUUCUCCGUCUUGUUCUUCUAAUCUAAGUCAACGUACGAACCCUACAGAAAAGAAUGGUAACGACCGAGUAGUGUCUGCUACCGCCAAUGUGCCUCAAUCGCCGUCUUCGUCAUUAAAAUCAACGCCAAGGUCGCCAAGUGGAAUAGUGCGUGCAUAUGAGCAAGAGCAUGCACAAAAGAUAGAUAUGCAAAUGAGUAUGCCGACACCUCCAGGCAGUCUAAGUAGAAGACGAAAUAACAUUGAAAGUCCAAGAGACUCGCGAAAUCCGUUGAGAAAGCUUAGCAAUAAUUCAUUGACAAACUGUAUUUCAAACCAAGGUCCACCAUCAGAAACUUCAUCCACCUAUAUGAGAGUGGACUCACCGGAAUUGCCUGCAGUGCAUUUCAGGAAUUUAAAAAUGAACGAUGGCGAUGACAGAAAUUCCCGAGCAAUACAAAAUGAUUUGUUUGAUAGUCUUAAGGUUGGACUUGAAGUAAAGCACAAUGAUAAGCAUUCUAAACUUAAGAAAAAGAAAGAUAUAAAUCGUUCGAUUAGUAACCCGUUGGACAAAGAAAUUGUUAGAAAGUCUUUGAACAAUGAAAUCCCACCUCCUUUGCCAGCCAAAAAUAGAGAUUCAUUUGGAUAUGCACAUUUACAUUACGAUAGUAUUACUCCUGUUAAAACACAAAACGUAAAUCAAAAUCCAUACCCGUUAAAAAGAUAUUCAUCUGAACACGGGCGCCCUAUUGUUCCAUAUCAAGUGAGCAAUCCAAUAGUGCCUAUGAUGCAAGAGACGCCCCUCGUGCAGGCUGGGGUCACAAAUCCUAUUCUCAGCCCGGUUAGGUCUGCACCGUGCCAGUCACCUAGAAGUGUCAACCCACAAAACAAUUUCUUCUUUCCUAACAACCAUGCAAACAUCGCUUUGAAAAAUGAUCUUGCCAGUAUUGAUGAAAUACCACCUGAGGAAAGGCGGAAACGUUCGAAUGUACUCAAAGAACUUGGUACAGUCGUUAAUCCUGCCCUGCCUAAUCGCCCAGUUUUACGGCAUGUCAAAGUAGAAAAUAAUGUUCCUAAUGAGGCAACCUAUAGCGUUAUUAACAAAAAUAAAUCUCCAGAUGAAACGUGCGAAGAAAAGUUUGUGACUGCAGUAUAUCGGGAACCAAUUGCAGCGUCGGCAUCCCCAAAUCACAGUCCAAUACCUACACCACCAUUAAAGGAGACACUAUCGAAACGAAAUACUCCCCAGAAUAUGCAAAGAAGUACACCAAAUUCGUUUGAGGCGCCUUUGCACUCGCAAGAGCACGAACCAUUAACAAGAUUGCCGCCUCGCCCAACACCCCCAGAUCCUCGACGAAUUUCUGAUGGAUCACAUCAUAGCAGUAAUAGCUCCGCGUCAACAUUGACGCCAACCUCUGGCAACCCACUGGUUGCAAGUAUUGAUGGGAAAAUGAUGUCAUUGUUGCCACCUCCUCCAGAAUCUCAAGAUCUUGAAGAUGAAGAAGAAAAAAUAAUUUCCCUUCUGAAGCGGUCUCCUUCUGAUAGUGCAAAAGAUAAGAUAAAACAUCGAAAAUCUGUACCGCAAGUUAAGAGAAGUAAUUCUAGUCCAAAAUCAAGACCAAGAGGCCUUCCUGUUCCUAUGCGGAACAGAAAUGAGCCUAGUCAUAACGUGAGUUCAUUUUCAGAUGACGACGAGUCGGUAGCAUCUCAUCAACAGAGUGAAAAUUCUUCUGUUGUACUGCUGCAGCCGAUCGAGUUAAAGCUUGCAAGGCCAGCAUACGUUCGUCAAAUCUCAAAUCCUGAUCAUCACUUAAAAGCCUUUCUGGCAAAUUCGGAUUUUAGCUUUCCUAGCAGACACAGACAUCUGUCACGCUCAAGUGAUACGAUAAACAGUAUCCCACGUGGUCAACAGACACCAAAGUUUCCGCUUAUGUCAGCAGAAUCAACGUCAUUGACGCAAUUACUAAAAGAAUUGGCAAAUGAUCACCCAUCUCUUGAUAUAAAUUUACAUACAGACUUGCUUGGUCGCCAUGACGAGUCGGAUUUUGAUUCAGAUGAAGGGGAUCAUCUUAGAAAUGUGAGAAUAAAAGGUUUUACGGAAUACGAACCUUUAUUAAAUGGUGCUAACAGUGAUUUUGAUAAUGUUACAGAUAAUAGCGUAGUAAGCAAUAAAGCGAGCAGAGGUAAGAUUAAAGAUAUGGACAAAUCAAAGAAAGCAAAUGGAAAGGUUCUAAUAGGCAAAAAUGGAAUCAACCCUUACCAGAUUAAAAGACGGAACAAUUACACGAUACCGCCUAGAUAUUGUCGAAGUUUGGACUAUAUUCCAAGUGAUAGGGACGAGCAUAAUCAAUCAAAUCAGUCUUCAACUUGUGGAAGCCCUAAAUCAAAACAUGAUAUACCAUCUAUGCACGCGUAUAUGUUUCCUUUUUUCUCCGGACGGAAUGGUCUAGGUAUCGACAGCAUAAGUGUCUCGUCGGUUGACUCCGGGAGCGAAAUGUCGCGAAGUGAUCCUCAUUUGAAUAUGGAGGCAGGCUCAUCUGCGUAUGAAUCGGAGUAUGAUAAUUAUCGCCCUGGAAUGACGAGCGACGAGGACUUUUUUCAUCCAGAACCGGUCAGUGAUAUGGAUAUUGAUCUGUUUGAUGAUGUUAAUGUUGACAAUGUCACUGUAAGCGAUCAUUACAGUUUCGAUCUACCACCUCUGCCUGUGUUCCCAAAAAAGAAAAUCACAGAGGUGUGACGACGAUAUCGUGUUAUCAAAAAAUAAAGGAAAGUUAAACAAACAGAAAAUGAAAUUUGGUAUAGAGGUGAAGAAACUGUGUCAAGAGUAAACAAAUAUGUCACUUAAAUUGUAUACAUGAAUUUUUCACCACCAGUUUGUAUAUGAAAUUAGUAACGAUGAAGUGAGUGCCGUCAUAUUUUAAAAGAGAAAAAGAUCCGUUGGGAAAGAAGGAAACGCAUUACGCAUGGAAGUAGAAAGGAAGAAGACUUAUAAAAAUGUCUUCCCUCCUUGACAACUUCCCUCCCAAGCAACCUAAAUACCAAAGAGUAGAAUGUAUAAUUUUGCAUCAUAUUUAUGGCUUUUUUUGUUUGUUUGAAAUGACUUGUUUGGGUUUAUGAAAGUAUUAUUACUCGAGGAUGUGCAUAUUAUUAAUAUUUAUAUAACAUUAUUGGUUUAAAAAUGUGGAGUACAAGUGUAACUUAUUGGUAAAUGUUGUUGUUUUUGUUUGUUUUUUCUUCGGUGAUAUAUUUACUUGAUGUAUUUAAUAUUCAUUUUACAUUUCAAAAGCAGGAAAAAUGCAUUUUUUUUUCAAAACAAAUUUUUAGUUAUGUAAACAAUAAAUAAAGGACUUCAAGUAUCGCUAAAGAUUGCAUAGCAUGGCUGCAAGUUAAAAAUACAUGUAUCAGAAAACCUAAAAACUAUGAAUUUAGUAUAUUUCAAUUGGUUUUAUAUAGAAAGAGAGCUUUCAGGAGUAUAAAAACUGAACUUUUAGGCAAAUGCCUGAAAGCUUUCCAUGUAGUCAGUGUAUGCCUAUUGCAUAUGAUACAUAUUUUAGUAACGUGCUUCAUAUUUCACCACCUUGAAAGUUGUUCUUUUCUUUCUUGUAUAAAUAAUGUGUUAAUUAAUUUAAUUUGAAACAGAUGUCUAUAGGGUGCAUGUUCAUGUAGAAGUUGGGUAUUUAUUUGGUGCAUUUUACUGAAGCUGCGUUUUCUUUUUGAAUAAAAAUGUUAUGAUCUA
Messenger RNA from Ruditapes philippinarum (Manila clam), 9777 nucleotides. Its product is annotated as Ca(2+)/calmodulin-responsive adenylate cyclase-like. Gene Ontology annotation, biological process: cAMP biosynthetic process; adenylate cyclase-activating G protein-coupled receptor signaling pathway; intracellular signal transduction. NCBI's taxonomy places the organism in Eukaryota, Metazoa, Mollusca, Bivalvia, Venerida, Veneridae. Gene Ontology annotation, cellular component: plasma membrane. The record is from RefSeq and is a predicted model, not a curated record. Gene Ontology annotation, molecular function: adenylate cyclase activity.